Messenger RNA from Pundamilia nyererei, 3792 nucleotides. It is a transcript of the gene sema3b, whose product is annotated as sema domain, immunoglobulin domain (Ig), short basic domain, secreted, (semaphorin) 3B. NCBI's taxonomy places the organism in Eukaryota, Metazoa, Chordata, Actinopteri, Cichliformes, Cichlidae. Gene Ontology annotation, biological process: negative chemotaxis; semaphorin-plexin signaling pathway; positive regulation of cell migration. Gene Ontology annotation, molecular function: semaphorin receptor binding; chemorepellent activity. The transcript has 17 exons. The record is from RefSeq and is a predicted model, not a curated record. Bases 1 to 2310 code for a protein of 769 amino acids. Gene Ontology annotation, cellular component: plasma membrane.
AUGGCUGAGAUGAUGUUGGUGAUGACAGGCCUCACUCUGUUCACAGAGUCAUCCUCGUGGAACGUAGACACAACACCUCUACAGUUGCAGCAGUUCCACGGAGUGCGACGGUUUGAGCUGGAGCGUUCCUGCUGCUUUAGCGCCCUGCUGUUGGAUGAAGAGAGGGGUCGACUGUUUGUGGGAGCCAAGAACUUCCUGCUGUCUCUGUCGUUGGACAACAUCGCCAAACAAGAACACAAGAUCUAUUGGCCUGCCCCUGUUGACUGGAGGGAGGAGUGUAACUGGGCUGGCAAAGACAUCACUUCUGACUGCGUGAACUACGUGAAGAUUGUACACCACUAUAACCGCACCCACUUAUACGCCUGUGGAACGGGUGCUUUCCACCCCACCUGUGCCUUUGUCGAGGUGGGACACAGGAUGGAGGACCACGUGUUCAGGAUUGACCCCUCUGAAGUGGAGGACGGGAAAGGAAAGAGUCCGUAUGAUCCUCGACACAACGCUGCAUCUGUGCUCGUCGGUGAUGAGCUGUAUGCAGGCGUGGCCACAGAUUUAAUGGGAAGGGACUUCACUAUCUUCAGAAGCCUGGGGAAACGCCCCUCUAUCCGCACUGAACAGCAUGAUUCAAGAUGGCUUAAUGAACCAAAGUUUGUUGGGUCCUUUUGGGUCCCUGAAAGUGAGAACCCAGAUGACGAUAAGGUCUUUUUCUUCUUCCGGGAGACAGCGGUUGAGGCUCAAGGGUUGGGAAAAUCUACCUACUCCAGAAUCGGACAGCUGUGCAGGAAUGAUAUGGGCGGUCAGCGAAGCCUGGUGAACAAGUGGACAACAUUUCUGAAGACCCGUCUGAUCUGCUCGGUACCAGGAGCUGAUGGCAGCGACACGUACUUCGAUGAGCUGCGCGAUGUUUUCCUACUGCAGACGAGAGACAGAAAGAACCCUCUGGUUUACACCGUCUUCUCCACUUCCAGUAGUGUAUUUAAAGGCUCAGCUGUGUGUCUCUACUCCAUGAAUGACAUCCGGAGGGCCUUCCUGGGGCCAUUUGCUCACAAAGAGGGGCCCAACUACCAGUGGGUCCCCUUCCAGGGAAAAGUGCCCUAUCCCCGCCCCGGAAUGUGCCCCAGCAAGACAUUCGGCAGCUUUGAGUCAACAAAGGGUUUCCCAGAUGAUGUGAUUCAGUUCGCGCGUCACCACCCUCUAAUGUACAACCCGGUCUACCCUAUGAGCCGAAGGCCCAUCUUCAUCAGGACCAAUGUGGACUACAGCUUUACACAGAUCGCUGUGGACAGAGUCAAUGCUGCUGAUGGACAGUACGAUGUCAUGUUCAUUGGCACAGAUAAAGGGACAGUACUAAAGGUGAUCAGUGUCCCCAAGGAGAGCUGGAACAACAUGGAGGAACUUUUACUGGAGGAGUUGGAAGUUUUCAAAGACGCCUCAUCUAUCAUCAACAUGCAGAUCUCCUCAAAGCGGCAACAGCUGUAUGUCGGCUCUGACACAGGCCUUGCCCAGAUUCCACUUCACCGCUGCAGUGUAUAUGGGAAGGCCUGCGCUGAGUGUUGCCUGGCCAGAGACCCGUACUGUGCCUGGGAUGGAACUUCCUGUACUCGCUACCUGCCAAACACAAAGAGACGUUUUCGCCGCCAGGAUGUAAGAAAUGGAGACCCUAACACUCUGUGCUCAGGAGAUCAUCAUAAGCAUCGUAUUGCAGAGAAGAAGCUGUAUGGUGUAGAGGGAAGUAGCACUUUCUUAGAGUGCGUCCCCAAAUCCCUUCAGGCCAGAAUCACCUGGACCUUCCAGAAACAUCCACAGAAUCGACGAGAAGAGGUCCGUCUAGACGAUCGCAUACUCCAGACAGACAGAGGUCUUCUGAUUCGCCGUGUCCUGAAAAGAGAUAUUGGUAUCUACCAGUGCCAUGCAAUGGAGCACGGCUUCACCCAAACUUUACUAGGCAUCACCUUAGAACUCGUACCUUCCACACCUUCAUUUGUCUCCAAUCUACCCUCCGAUGCCCCUGUUCGAUUAGACCCCCGCAGCGGAGGCGGACCCCCAAUGACCAAUCAAAAGCUUUGGUACCGGGACUUCAUGCAGCUGGUGGACCAUCCGAACCUAAACACAGUUGACCAGAUUUGUGAGCAGGUUUGGGCACGCAGGAACACCGGUGGUGACCAGGUGGGUAAGGACAUCGCACCUCUGCGUCCUGCUGUCCGCCCACCUAAUAAGAAAUGGAAGCAUCUUCAGGAGAUAAGGAAGGGGAGAAACCGUCGGACCCACGAUGGGAAACCAAACCCGCGUGCGCCACGCAGUGCAGGGGAGUAACGAUGUGGAGAAAGAAAUGGAGGGAGAAAAGAAUGACUGAAACAAGAAGAAAGCAGGAGAACGACAGAGACUGAGAAACCAAGAACUCCUGGAGGUGUUCACGCAUACAGAUACACCCACAUACGCACACACUUACACACACGGACACACACAGCACCUCCUCUAUUGUGUAUAUUUAUCUAUGGAUGCCCCCACUAUAUGGUAGUCCAAUCCCUGAGUCCUCAUCCCACUGGCCAGUCCCUGCAUGUGCUGCUCUAACUGAUUCUGCACGAUCCCUUUAUAGUUCCACUAGAUUAGUGAGUUUACUAGCAGAUACAUGGGAGUAAACACACCUUUAUGUGUGAGCAAUAAACUCACUUACCUGUCAUGGGUUCAUAGCAAAGGAUUUCCACAUCUCAAAAAAUCCAAUUACACAUUGUGUGUAGUUAGUGCGUCACAGUGUGCACACUGUUUUAAAGGACUGAGCCACAGAAACAAAUGUAAGCCCAAAAGUUUUGGAUUAACUCCAAACGGCUUUUCUGCCCUGAAGAUUUCCUGCCAGCGUAGCAAAAGUGUGGACUCUUGUUUUAUGCACAAUGGGACCGAACGGAGCAACUGGAACGUACAAAAAAGUAACUGGAAACACAUUACUAUUUAAGUUCAAUUGCACAGGCAGUUAAAAAAAAAAGUAACAUUUGAAACUUGUUCAUAGAAAUGAACAGCUUCCUGUGGUGUUGUACACAGCAAGUGCAUUCAUAAUAAUGUCACCUUUCCAUGGUUUUGCGCAUAUUACAUAAAGCUGUCACAAAAGAAAGAGCUGGCAUCCUGUGGAGCAGAUCUUCACAGCAAAUAACUGGUUAUGUUAUAUUUUGCUGUUUAAAAAAGUAUCUUUUGCAGUUUCCUCGGGCAAUUUGAGGCAUGUCACAGCAAACUAAAUUAAACAAUGGAAAGCAGGUGGUCAUAGUUAGAGAGCAGGCUUAUUUGGCCUGAUGUGAUUACAUAUAUUGUUUUACAUACUGGCUUGAACCACUGUAGAAAGAGUCGAGGAAAAUCUACUCGGAAUUCCAUGAAAUGACAAAAAGAUGUUUACAGUACAAAGGCACAGAUGGAGCACAAAGAAAUCAGUUUGAAAGCAAAUAAUAACCUAAAUAAGUAUGUCUAAAACUAACCUGGUAUCUGUUAUGUGUAAAAAUACAAGAAAUACAGUAGGAAGAGCUCUGACAUAAUCCAAAACCUCACUCCAAAGAUUAAAAAUUAGCUGAUUUCAACAUUUUGUGCGUAAACAUUAAGACGAAAUGAUGCCGGGUGUUUUUUGGGUGAGGAGCGUUAAUAUGGCAAGCAGGAUGAAGAGGAAAAGGAAAGAUAUUGGUGGACUCCAAGUAUGACAACCUGUGUUUCUGGGCUACGUUGCGGUAUAUAUAUUAGCAUGAUAUUUAUGAGUGAGUCUAUAAUUUUAAUUUUAAUUUUUUUUUUUUUUUUUUGGUAUUCGAAGUGGUACUUCUU